Molecule: messenger RNA, 987 nt
Organism: Haemonchus placei
Lineage: Eukaryota; Metazoa; Nematoda; Chromadorea; Rhabditida; Trichostrongylidae
Source: the annotation of a GenBank genome assembly
AUGUUUUUUGUUGACACACACGUCUUAGUGUGCUUUAGCUCUAUUAUGGAAAAUUUAUUGCCACUGAUUUUAUGGAGCAAUACAAAGUGCCUCAUCUCUGCUACAAACGCAACCGGGGCACUGGCAGUCGGCGUCCUCUGUACAGGGAUCUCCUUCGUCAUAGAUCACUUCUCCAGGCAGGUCUCCUCCCGGAUUGUAUUCACACACUACGACAGUCCAAGAGUUCCAACAAGGUACAACUACACAACCAAUCCUGUCGCUCGAUUGCCAUGCCAACUGGCUGUAUUUACUUAAAGACAUGUAGUUGUUCAUGGUAAAAACGUUCUUUUCAGGUACACCAUUUUUCUGUAAUUGACCGAACCAGGCGUCGACGCUCGCUAUUGCAGCCUCUGUCUUGUUAUUAGUCUUGGGUGAUAGCAUUUGCAUGUUGUUCCCCCACCGCUUCAGCAUUGCAGCAGUGUUGAAUCCGAAUGUACAGCUCUUGGCCCAUUCCAUCGCAUUUUCUUCAACAUCGCAAUCGUAGUUCACUUUCAUCAUUCUAGCUGCUUUUGGAGCAAAUUGUCCAUCUUUACCCUUGGCUUGCCCUUUAGCAAUGAGCGAUCGAUACUCAUUGUGUUUGUCGACGAAUGUUUUCCUAACUUCAUCAGUCAUUCCAUUAUUGAGUCCAGGACACGACCCCGCGUUAGCUUUUGGGACGGUUGUUGUUGUAGUUGGCUUCGGUGUUGUAGUCGAAGUGGUAGUAGGUGGAAGGGGAGUGUAUUCUGGCGGGAUGCAAAGGGCCUCUUCUUGGCUACAAACGCAACCAGCGCACAUGCAGUCGGCGUCAGUUGUGCAUGGAUCUCCCAUCUCGUAGACCACCCACCAACCAUUAUCACCUGAAGGGUAAUAGUUGCAUCCUGCCAUUGUCCAUGGAUAUGGCUUGUUUUUUGUACAAUAAUUAAUCGCGCAACCUAUUUUGUAGGUCCAUUGCCAGACCACCUGCAAUGA